CAGUCCGUUCUUCCAAUUCAUAGUUCGAAUACAUCUGGUCAAGUUUGACACAUAAAAUUUUCUAGUGGAAAUUGUCAACAUCCAAAACAAUGUGUCGUCUGCACGGCAGUUCAAGUUGCACAAUAGCGAUGCUUUUAGUUCUGAUGACUUCAACAUUAGCUGUGACGCUCAAGCGGGCGGAGAGGGCGAGUGGGCCGGCGAGGGAAGAUGAAUUUUUGUCAACAUUGCAACAGCACACCAACGAGACGCGGUCCAGUCUCGCGCACCACAUCCAAAACGUGGCUGGGGUAAUGAAGGACACAAUGACGUCGCCUUGGGUGCCAGGAGCGGGCAAGCAACUGUUCCCAGGCGCGACGCCUGCGUGCCUGUCUUGCCAGGUGCUGGUCAAGGCGCUGUUCCAGUUCCUGCGCAGCACCACAGACACCGCACUCUUCUACAAGGGCCUCAUUGCGAUCUGCCAGCAGCUUCUCUUCAGACAGCCUGGCGUCUGUUCGGGGAUCUUAAAUAAUGAGAAGGUGACUAAUCAAUAG
Molecule: messenger RNA, 530 nt
Organism: Hyalella azteca
Lineage: Eukaryota; Metazoa; Arthropoda; Malacostraca; Amphipoda; Hyalellidae
Exons: 3
Coding region: 90-530 (146 amino acids)
Source: RefSeq, a predicted model, not a curated record